Messenger RNA from Solea solea (common sole), 1836 nucleotides. RefSeq names its product platelet-activating factor acetylhydrolase, isoform Ib, gamma subunit (gene pafah1b3). Bases 112 to 783 code for a protein of 223 amino acids. The record is from RefSeq and is a predicted model, not a curated record. The transcript is spliced from 6 exons. Lineage: Eukaryota; Metazoa; Chordata; Actinopteri; Pleuronectiformes; Soleidae.
AUGGUACGAGCCACUGUAGUAAAAAAUUACUUCCUGAAACUGAUGGGGUUGACGAUUUUGGUUUUACGUAGCGCAACGUUAACGUGACUGCUCACCGAAGUCACCGGAGUCAUGAGUGCUGAGGAGCCCAAUCCUGCCGCCACACCCACUCCCUGUGCGGACGUCCAGGGAGAUGGACGAUGGAUUUCUCUGCACAACCGCUUUGUGUCUGACAGCAAAGACAAAGAACCAGAAGUCCUGUUUGUGGGAGAUUCUCUUGUUCAGCUCAUGCACGAGUUUGGGGUAUGGAGGCAGCUCUUCUCUCCCCUUCAUGCCCUUAACUUUGGGGUGGGAGGUGAUGCAACACAACACGUGCUCUGGCGACUGACCAACGGUGAACUGGAUAACAUCAGCCCAAAGGUCGUCGUGCUGUGGGUUGGCACCAACAAUCACGGGCACACGCCUGAGCAGAUCUGUGGAGGCAUCAUGGCUAUCGUACAAGUCGUCAAGAACAAGCUCCCACACGCCCGCACACUUGUCCUCGGAUUACUGCCCAGAGGUAAAUUGUCAAACCCUCUGCGAGAGCGAAAUGAGAGGGUGAACGUGCUGGUGCAGGAAGCCGUGUCCUCCCUCCCCCACGCCUCUUUCCUUGACGUGAACCCUGGCUUCGUCCACUCCAACGGCAGCAUAUCCCAUCAGGACAUGUACGACUACCUUCAUCUGACCCCCAAGGGCUACGAGGCGGUGUGUGAACCCCUGCACGCUCACCUCACAUCCAUGCUAGAUAAACGUGCCGAGAACUGAGUGACCGCUUCACGAGCUCACACUACCGCAGUGGUCAUCGACCCCGUUCCCGGCAACACUCGCUGUUUUAAGACCUCGAUUGAUGGAUACACUCAAUUAUCAAGUGCUAAGAGCUGCGUUAACUAUCUGUGCAUGGCCAGGGUUGGUGACCACUGUAAUAGGUAGAGUCAUCAUGAAGUCUUUGGUGUUUAUGUUAUGUUACUGUCAGUGAUUGUUCAAGAGAGAUAAAGUCCUGCUUCUGUUCCUUAUAAAUAUCUGUUCCCAGCUUUUUUGGCUCCUAAAACUGUGCACCUGAAGGAAUGAUAUGAAUAAUAACGUUUCAAAGAAAGGUGCAGAAAUCUUUUCCUUUAUCAAAGGCAUUAGUGACUGCAUGUUUCUGACACCUUCAUUUACAAAUGUUUGUUUUGUGCGAGUGUGUGUGUGUGUGUGUGUGUGUGUGUGUUCUCCCUGCAGCUCUCAUGAGUCUAAACUUAAACUGCUUUGUUUAACUUAGAUUAUGGACUUAUACAUAUACUUAUACAUGCUUUUAGAGGGGAAAAAACCUCUAUACUGUCCAAAUGAGGCUACUGGAACAGGAUUUAUCUGGAAAAUGUGAGACCGUGCCAGAACAUGUCCAGUUUAAAAAAAAAAAAAUGCCCUGACAAACAAAUAACACAUCGUUUUGGAUUCUGGGUUUCAUGAAGUUUCUGUUUAUUUGUCCAUAGCUCUGUUGUGAUGCCUUAUGUCCUUUUUUUUGUACAUGUUCAUUUAAGUUACCAAAUGUUUUUCAUCAAAUUAUUACUGCCUACCUGCGUAUUAUAUCUCUUUUUUUUUUUUUUGCUUCACCUAUUGUAAUAUCAACAGACAUUUAUGUGAGCGCUUGAGUUUAUGGAUGUAUCAGAGUCCGUUUGGGAAGCUGCUUGUGUUUCAUGUGCGGUCUUUUCUGUUUACAUAUUGGCCCUUAAAGGAAACUUAAAGGCUUGACUUCACACUAAAAUAUGCUUCUGAAUUGUGCUUGUGGGUGGCUGAUUGUGUAAGUGAUGGAAAGAUGAAUUAAACAUGAAGAGAAAAUAA